Molecule: messenger RNA, 2316 nt
Organism: Pleurotus ostreatus (oyster mushroom)
Lineage: Eukaryota; Fungi; Basidiomycota; Agaricomycetes; Agaricales; Pleurotaceae
Exons: 14
Coding region: 1-2316 (771 amino acids)
Biological process (GO): mitotic spindle organization; microtubule-based movement
Molecular function (GO): microtubule motor activity; microtubule binding; ATP binding
Source: RefSeq, a predicted model, not a curated record
AUGUCUCAGAAAAUUCGCAUCAUCGCCCGCCUGCGGCCGCGGUUAGGCACUGAACCCGAUGAUGGCUGUGUUCAGGUCAUACGCAAUUCCAACGCCGUUGCCAGCGGAAGCAAUGCUGGAACAAGCUCGAUCAACAUCGUGAACCCCAGAGACACCUCUCAAGUUUUCAAGUUCCAGUUCUCAAACUGCUAUGAUGAAGCGUCUACGCAGGAAGAGAUUUUCGGGAACGACGUGCAGCCCAUGGUGGAUUUGGUAUAUCAGGGCAUGACGGUAACAAUCUUUGCAUACGGCGUUACUUCUUCGGGAAAGACACAUACUAUGCAAGGCUCAAAGUCAGCACCGGGCGUUAUUCCAAGGACUGUCCAAGCAAUUUUCGCUCACAGACGUCGACUUGUGGAUGCCACACCAACUCUCGUUCCAGAAGAUAUUUCAAUCAAUAUGUCGUAUAUGGAGAUUUAUAAAGAUGAUGUGUAUGACCUCCUCGUCACGAGAGAGAAUGCGCCGAAACUCCCUGUCCGCGAGAACGAACACGGCAAAGUAUUUGUCGCAAACCUCACCUACGAACCCAUAUCGUCAUUCUCUGAUUUUGAAGCCAUUUAUACACGAGCCACGAAACACCGUUCAGUGGGCUCCACGAACCUCAACCACGCAUCUUCCCGCUCCCACGCAAUACUUACUAUUCGCGCCACCAUUUUCGAUCGCACGCAUAACAGAUCACUCACAGGAACAAUCAACCUCGUCGACCUUGCCGGCUCUGAGAACAAUAAACUCACGGGUAACGACGCCUCUCGAAUGGCUGAGUCCGCUGCGAUCAACAAGUCAUUGAGCGUGUUGGGCCAAGUGGUACAUGCCUUGAACUCGAAUCAGACCCGAAUACCAUACCGCAACUCCAAACUGACGCGCAUAUUGCAAGACGCGCUGGGUGGUUCGUCGGUAGGUUUGUUGAUAUGUAACCUCGCUCCCGGGGCAAAGUUCAGGCAGGAUACUCUCAACACUUUGAACUUCGCCGUACGCACGAAGAACAUAGAGAACAAGCCUGUCGUGAACGAACAAGAUCAUCGACAAGUCUCGAAACCCCCUUUCCCAACUAUCCCUUCUUCUGCAGCGUUUGGAUUCGGCGCGGCAGGACCUUCAGGCCUGCCUCGUACGGGUGCUGCACGCCAAUCCCUCGUCCCCGUCCCACGAAAGCAAGCUCGUGCAUCCGUUUCGGUUGUGGCGACAGGCGCACAGGGGUUCCAACCUAUGGUCAUGCCUCCAGUGAAACAAGAACCAGCACCUGGUACCAUGGGGUUGACAUUGACUGAGGUGGAGUUCGAGCAGAAGGUCGCUAAAGUUGUUGAAGCUGAAGUUAACCGGCGGAUGGAAGAGCUGGAGCGACAACGUCAAGCUGAGGAGGCCAGAGCGCGGUUGUCAAUGGAACGAGAGCUUGCACUCCGCGCAACUGAGGCUGUGAAUCGGGCGAGCUUUAGUGACCAUGGCGAUGACUGCGACGACAGGGAACGGAGCGGUAGUGUCGCUAGUGAGAAGGAGAACAGACGCCAUCGACAAGCGAAGUCGAAAUCCAAGUCACCUCGGAAGGAGUCGAUAUCUCUCUCCAUACCAGCUGGGAUUCUUACGCCGGUGCUCAAGAGGCACAAGGAACUUGAUUCGGAAGUGAGGUCGAAGCUACAGGAACUUGAGCAGAAGUUCGAUCGUGGCGGGAAAGACGCUCCCGAUGUUCUCUCGCCCGUAUCGAAGAAGAAGAUGGGUCGGGCAUAUGUUGCAGCUGCUCGUUCCUGUUCCGAGAAAGGUGAUCUCCAAGCCGCGCUUGAUCUCUACCGCAAGGCGGAAUCAUUCGUCCCCGAUAACAUCAAGCUCAAAGAGAGAAUCAUCGAAAUUGAUUGGGCUGUGAAGAAUAGCCGCCCUUUCAUCCCAUCGCCGAAGCCGAAGAAGAAAAGUAGAUCCAAGGCCAAGUCGAAACGGCACGAAUCAGUUGAGGGCGCGUCGGAUCAAGCCAUGGAGAUGGACCAUCCAGAAGCGACCACAGACGAAGGGCGUCAUCGUCGCCGGCGGGUGGAACAGCUCAAGUGCCAAGAGGAGGAGAUGGAUGUCGAAACAGAACUGUUGCACGACGAGAGGCAUUCGAAGCGCGGACGAAGUGCCGAUGAUGAAAGAGAUAGGGAGGCGAUGGAAAUAGAGAAGACACCGGCGAAGCGCCUUCGACGGAGCGAACGGCGAAAGAACGCAGUGGUCGUCGUUGAUAGCGAAGACGACGAUGAUGACAUGCCUCGAAUUCCUACGAAGAGGGGGGAACGGGGGCUAACCGCAGCUACGUAA